This is a messenger RNA of Saccoglossus kowalevskii, 544 nucleotides long. Its product is annotated as lysosomal protective protein-like. Gene Ontology annotation, biological process: proteolysis. Gene Ontology annotation, molecular function: serine-type carboxypeptidase activity. The record is from RefSeq and is a predicted model, not a curated record. NCBI's taxonomy places the organism in Eukaryota, Metazoa, Hemichordata, Enteropneusta, Harrimaniidae.
AUGUUGAAGUACAUCCCUCGUCAUAAAUUAAAGGUUGUUCCUCAAUGCCUAAAUGUCACUGCUAUAACAACCUAUCUCAAUGAUCCCUAUGUAAAAGAAGCUCUUCAUAUUAAAGCUGGUCUGCCUGAUUGGGAAAUAUGCAGUACUGAUGUCCUAACUAAUUACAAGAGAAUAUAUGAAACCGUAAAGGAACAGUAUUUGAAAAUGUUGGCAACAUAUAGUUAUCGUAUUUUAGUUUACAAUGGAGAUGUUGACAUGGCAUGUAAUUUUCUUGGUGAUGAAUGGUUUGUGGAGUCAUUAGACUUAGAAGAACAAGUACAGCGUAGACCUUGGUUGUACAAUGAUGGUACCGAUCAAAUCGCUGGCUUUGUUAAAGAGUUUGCACAGCUGGCUUUUGCUACAAUCAAGGGGGCUGGUCACAUGGCACCACAGGACAAACGCAAGGCUUGUCAGCAACUUAUUAACAACUUUAUAUUCAAGUUACCCUACUGAAAACACAAAUUUUUUUGUUUGAUGUUUUGUGUUCAGUUUCAGAAGAUACGGC